GCAAAGAAAGAGCUGGGAAGAAAAGUCUCGCUUUCCUCCCUCCUUCGGUCUUUCUGAGCCCGUGCCCUUCAACGAACAGGUAAAAAAGGACCGAUCCCCUCGUUCCUCGUAUCUCACGCUCCCAAUCGAGGUCUUCUCGAUAUUUUUAUAUUGCAACAGCAAACGCACAAGUCCCUUCUUGUACGCCCACAACGCACAACGUAGUAAGAGGGUUUGGAUAUGUGCAGUGGUUCAAACAAUAAACUUUCUUCCUUAAGCUUUGAGAUGGAAGGUGGAUUUCAGAAACAUAAUAGGUUUUUUUGUGAUUGCUCUGUUUUGCUGGAAUUGUCUGCCAUGGAUGAUCUUGAGGCGUUCAGGAGCGAAGUAGAAGAGAAGGGUUUUGAUGUCAACGAGGCAAGCUUUUGGUAUUGUAGAAGAAUUGGGUCGAAGAAGAUGGCGUUUGAAGAGAGGACAUCUCUUAUGAUAGCUGCCCUGUUUGGUAGCGUCAAGGUUUUGAAUUAUCUAAUUGAGACCGGCAAGGUUGAUGUCAAUAGAGUUUGUGGUUCAGAUAAAGUCAAUGCACUCCAUUGUGCUGUUGCUGGUGGUUCCAAUUCUUCACUCGGUAUUGUUAAGCUCUUGCUUGAUGCAUCUGCCGAUGCUGAUUGGAUUAAUGCUAAUGGUAGUAGGCCUGUCGAUUUGAUUGGCCAUGUGCUGAAAUCGGCCUCCAAUUCGAAUCGGAAGGCAAUGGAGUUGUUGCUUAAAGGUGAUAUUUCAGCUGGGGAAGGUGAACAAACUGCGAUCCAAGAGGAAGAGCAGCAGAAGAUAGCAAUGCCUCAGCUAUUGAAAGAAGCAACUGAGAAGAAAGAAUACCCUACUGAUGUAUCACUGCCCGACAUAAACAAUGGGAUAUAUGGGACUGAUGAGUUUAGGAUGUACACUUUCAAGGUGAAGCCUUGCUCAAGGGCAUACUCCCAUGACUGGACUGACUGUCCUUUUGUCCAUCCUGGGGAGAACGCAAGGAGAAGAGACCCACGGAAGUAUCCCUAUAGCUGUGUUCCCUGCCCAGAGUUUCGGAAAGGGACAUGCCAAAAGGGUGAUACCUGUGAGUAUGCACAUGGUGUUUUUGAGUCCUGGCUUCAUCCUGCCCAAUAUCGAACCCGGAUUUGCAAGGAUGAGACUGGGUGCAUGCGAAAAGUCUGCUUCUUUGCUCACAAGCCUGAGGAAUUGCGCCCCGUAUAUGCUUCCACAGGUUCAGCUAUGCCUUCGCCUAAAUCUCAUAUGACUGGUGCACUAGACAUGACAAUGAUGAGCCCGUUGGCUCUCAGUUCAUCAUCUAUGUCAACGACUACUACUUCAACACCAAUCAUGUCUCCCUUGGCAGUCACAUCAUCUCCUAAGAGUGGAAGCUUGUGGCAAAACAAACUUAACCUCACUCCACCAGCCUUGCAGCUCCCUGGUAGCCGGCUAAAGACUGCUUUGAGCGCUAGAGAUUUGGAUUUGGAGAUGGAAUUGCUUGGGCUAGAAAGUCAUACUAGCCAAAAACAGCAUCAACAGCAAUUGAUUGAUGAGAUAACUCGUCUCUCAUCCUCAUCUCCAUCUCCAUCCCCAUCUCCAUCCUGCUGGAACAAGGAAUUCAGUCAGAUUGGAGAUUUAAAAACUACUAACCUUGAUGAUAUUUUUGGAUCUCUUGAUUCUUCCAUGCUGUCCCAGUUGCAAGGACUUCCACUAAAACCCACAACACCAACCCAGUUACAAUCUGCAAAUGGUCUCCAGAUGCGCCAGCACAUGAACCAACUUCGCGCAAGCUAUCCAACCAACCUCUCGUCCUCCCCAGUGAGAAAAUCAUCAUCAUUUGGGUUUGACUCAUCUGCUGCAGUUGCGGCAGCAGUGAUGAAUUCCAGGUCUGCAGCCUUUGCAAAGCGAAGCCAGAGUUUUAUUGAUCGUGGAGCAGGGAUUCAACGACCUGGCCUUACUGCUGCUGGCAACUCUGCAUCUAUGAUGCCCUCUACUCAUUCAGAUUGGAGGUCACCGGAUGGGAAAUUGGAUUGGGGCAUUAACGGAGAUGAGCUGAACAAGCUCAAGAAGUCUGCUUCUUUUCGGUUCCGAGACAACAAUGUGGCAACAGCUACAACCUUGAUGCCAUCUGUAGUUAAUGAGCCAGAUGUCUCCUGGGUUAAUUCCUUGGUUAAGGAUGUUUCUCAUGAGAGUUCUGGGCUUUUUGCCACAAAGAAUCAGCAGUAUAAUUAUGGUAACGCGGGCAAUGAGAUUCUUCCUCCCUGGGUGGAGCAGCUGUACAUAGAGCAGGAGCAGAUGGUGGCAUAAGGAACAUGACUACCUAAUUUGCUCCUCGGUUAUGUUGACGAAGCUUGAUAUUCUUUAAAUUUAUAUUUUUCAAUUAGUAUCCAAUAAUUGUAUUAGAGGUAGAAGGGGGAGAAGACGUCAUAGAGAACAAAUUUCAGGUAAACCCAAGACCUGAAAGUUUGUGCAGGAAGAACGAGUUCCUGCUAGAUUAGUUGGAAGUUGGAGAAAUCUUUGAUGGGAAGCAAAUUCGGUGAUUUUUUUUUUUAACUAAUCUACAAUAUCUGUGUAUUUUUUCCCUUUCCGUUGGGGGUUUAAUUAUCGAUAUGGAAAUGAUACACGACUGAUCAAUGGCAAGGAAGUAGCCAUUAUUUC
Molecule: messenger RNA, 2652 nt
Organism: Juglans microcarpa x Juglans regia
Lineage: Eukaryota; Viridiplantae; Streptophyta; Magnoliopsida; Fagales; Juglandaceae
Product: zinc finger CCCH domain-containing protein 29-like
Exons: 2
Coding region: 220-2301 (693 amino acids)
Molecular function (GO): metal ion binding; protein binding
Source: RefSeq, a predicted model, not a curated record